CGAUCGCAUCCGCUCUGGAUCGGAAGUGUGUCUCCUGAUCGCCAGACUCCCGACAGCGGCAGAGAAAAAUGAGCAGCCCAGAAGCGUCCCUCGAGCCGGCCCAGUCCAGCGACAAGAAGAAGGUGUCAAGUCUCAGCAGCUUUGGAACUCGACAGCUGCAGAACGAAGCCGAUGUGUUCAGCCAUAAUGCAUGGGACAACUUCCAAUGGGGAGACGAGCAGGAGAAAGAUGCACUCGAGAUCAUCCAGAAGCAGCAAGAAAAGCCCGUCUCUGACGAGGACAAAGACAUAUAUCACCGAGAUCCCGAUCGAUUCUGGAGCUUGUUUUACAGCAAGAAUCAGAACAAAUUCUUCAAGGAUCGUCAUUGGCUGAGGAUCGAGUUUCCAGAGCUCUUUGCCAAGCUCCCCAAGGACAAUCUCAUGCCAUUCAGAGUAUUCGAAAUCGGAUGUGGAGCUGGCAACACCGUUUUCCCGCUCUUGAACGAGGCUCGUGAUGCCAACGUAUUUGUGUACGCAGGCGAUUUUGCCUGGACGGCGAUUGAUGUCGUCAAGAGUAACCCAGAGUAUAACGAGGACAAGUGCAAGGCUUUUGUAUAUGAUAUUACAGCGCCGGAUAUUCCGGAAUACAUCGAACCCGAAUCGCUCGAUGUUUGCAUUUGCAUCUUCGUGCUGUCUGCUGUGCACCCAGACACAUGGGCCCGUGCCGUUGACAACAUUUACAAGAUGCUCAAGCCCGGCGGCCUUGUUCUGCUGAGAGAUUAUGCACGCUACGACCUUGCCCAGCUGCGGUUCAAAGGCGGCCGCUUCCUGGACGAGAACUUUUAUGUCCGUGGAGACGGUACUCGAGUGUAUUUUUUCACUCAAGAUGAAAUCGCGAAUAUGUUUUCCAAGUUCCACAUCGACCAGAAUGCACUUGAUCGACGACUGAUCGUCAACCGACACAAGAAGCUCAAAAUGUACCGUAUCUGGAUCCAGGGCAAGUUCCGCAAGCCUCUGCCAGGAGAAGCCCCCAGGGUUUCGGCAGAGGCGUCCAUUCCGACAGCGCGGCCUGAGGGCGCCGAAGCCGAUGAGAUGGAGUGAACGGCUGCUGGACGCUUCCUGCCGUGAAGGGGGAGAUACUGGUCCUCUACCCGCCGUCCUCGCCGUCCCUGCCGUCCCAAGCAUCCCAAGGAUGGCAGCCACCCAGAAUACAGUUCUUGGUGUAUCGCU
This is a messenger RNA of Polychytrium aggregatum, 1208 nucleotides long. Its product is annotated as S-adenosyl-L-methionine-dependent methyltransferase. The record is from RefSeq and is a predicted model, not a curated record. Gene Ontology annotation, molecular function: tRNA (cytidine-N3)-methyltransferase activity. The coding region runs from base 69 to 1079 and encodes 336 amino acids. The transcript has 12 exons. Lineage: Eukaryota; Fungi; Chytridiomycota; Chytridiomycetes; Polychytriales.